Chrysochloris asiatica (Cape golden mole) is the source of this 732-nucleotide messenger RNA. RefSeq names its product chromosome unknown open reading frame, human C3orf80 (gene CUNH3orf80). Lineage: Eukaryota; Metazoa; Chordata; Mammalia; Afrosoricida; Chrysochloridae. The coding region runs from base 1 to 732 and encodes 243 amino acids. The record is from RefSeq and is a predicted model, not a curated record. The transcript has a single exon.
AUGUGGGGACCCGGGGUCGCGGCGGAAGGCCUGUUGGUGGCGCCGGCACCGCCGCCGUUGCUGCCGUUGCUGCUCGCGCUGGCACUGGCGUUGGUGGCGCCCUCGCGGGGCGGCGGGGGCUGCGCGGAGCUGGCGUGCGGCGAACGGGAGCGUUGCUGCGACGCGGCCAACGCCACAGCGGUGCGCUGCUGCAAGCUACCGCUGCACGCCUUCCUCGAUAACGUGGGCUGGUUCGUCCGCAAGCUCUCAGGGCUGCUCAUCCUGCUAGUGCUCUUCGCCAUCGGCUACUUCCUGCAGCGCAUCAUCUGCCCCAGCCCCCGCAGGUACCCGCGCGGCCAGGCGCGACCAGGACAGCCGGGGGGUUCCGGGCCGCCGGGGGCUACGGGGCCACCCGACGACGACGACGACUCGCCCACGCUGCUGCGCGACGAGGCGGCCGCCGGCUCGCAGGACUCGCUGCUAGACAGCGGUAGCGGCCGCCGGGGUCGGGGAGGUGGGGGGCGCCCGACAGCAGCCUGCCCCUCUGAGCACGAGCUGCACGUUGUCUCGCCGGUCUUCAUGCAGCUGCCCAGCUACGAGGAGGUCAAGUACCUGCCUACCUAUGAGGAGUCCAUGCGCCUGCAGCAUCUAAGCCCUGGGGAGGUCGUGCUACCUGUAUCAGUGCUUGGCCACGCGCAAUGUGGCGGCCCUGGGGAAGCCGACGGCAGCGAGGGCCGCUUCCCGCUCAUUUGA